UCUUCACCCAGGCACGUUUAUAUAUAUUCAGCCAGGCACCUCUUCGAUCUGCAUUCUGUCUUGCAUUUAAGUGGUGUCAUAUUAUCUACAAUAUAAUGGCUGCCGCCUGUCAUCAGCUCGCCGGAAUCUUGCUCUCCGUCGCGUUAGCUCUCGCCAGCUUCGACCUCUCCGCCUCCCAUGUCUUCAAGGGCUCUGUCACCUGCCUGGACUGCACCCAUACCCAUAACCAUCCUCCACAUCUCUCAGGUGUGAAAGUGUCAGUGAAGUGUGGUGGGGAGAAAAACAUGGCCAUGGCGACAACAGAAGAAGAUGGGAGUUUCGAAACAACUGUGGUUCUCCCUUCUUCAAAAUCCCCAUCCUCUGUCGUCAGCUGCAGCGCCAAGAUCCUCGGAGCCACCCGACAGCUCUACAUUCCUAUGAAAGCAUGUGAAUCCAAGGUUGUCGUCAGAGCUGCCGCCGGAGAAUCCGACCACAGCCGCCACUACAUCAUGACCACCUCGGAGCCUCUUAGGUUUUACACAAAGUGUCCAAAUGCAAAAUGUGUGGGUGGGGGUGGGGGUGGUAGUAUUGGUGGGUCAAAGACAGUGGAUCUGCCUCUGCCAAGGGAGUGGGGACUUCCACCAACCAGCUAUUACUACUUGCCCUUCAUCCCCAUCAUCGGCAUACCCUAAUAACUAAUUAACAACGUUUUCCAAGACUUUGUCAUGUGUUAAUUGGGUGUAUAAUUUUGACAAUGUAAUAAUUAAAUAAGUCUUACUGCGUCAUAUCAUGUUAAAUAGUUUUUAUAGUGCUUAGAUUUUCUUUUGAGUAAGAGUUGAACUUUGCAAAUACAAUUUUAUCAAAUCUAAAUUAGUUUUGUUGUAAUGAAUUCUAGGUGUUGUAUGUAAAAUUAAAUAAAUAAUAGUUUCAAAAGUUG
This is a messenger RNA of Ipomoea nil (Japanese morning glory), 916 nucleotides long. RefSeq lists its product as uncharacterized. The record is from RefSeq and is a predicted model, not a curated record. The transcript has 2 exons. NCBI's taxonomy places the organism in Eukaryota, Viridiplantae, Streptophyta, Magnoliopsida, Solanales, Convolvulaceae. The coding region runs from base 96 to 671 and encodes 191 amino acids.